Molecule: messenger RNA, 2550 nt
Organism: Nelumbo nucifera (sacred lotus)
Lineage: Eukaryota; Viridiplantae; Streptophyta; Magnoliopsida; Proteales; Nelumbonaceae
Product: hydroxyproline-rich glycoprotein family protein
Biological process (GO): protein localization to cortical microtubule cytoskeleton
Cellular component (GO): cortical microtubule
Source: RefSeq, a predicted model, not a curated record
GAACAAUGCAAGGUGAGAUGUACAGGUGAGGCCGGUAUGAGGCGCCCUGAGUGAGUAGCAGAUCCGGUCUCACAUAUAACGUUUUGGCUUUCACACGAAGAUGCCCUUCCACCUCGGAAAAUUAUAAAAGACACAUGUGAAGCUUAAUUGAUGCGAACCCGCUACCAACGACGACAAGUUCUUUUCACCUUUUAUCUCAGCUCAGAAAUGAAGGUUUGGAAAUGAGAUUUAGCUGAAGGAUAAGUAAUUUAUGUUCGACUCUCGGGCUUUUUAAGGUUGCAGGCUUGCAGCAACAACAUUAGGGGUAUUUUUUUUUCUCAUCAAACGCCCUGAAUUUUUCGUUCCAUCAACUUGCUUGAAGGGAGACUGCUAUCUCAAGGGAGGCAUACGUUGGAAGAAAUGAAACAAGAGAUUUCAAAAACAACGACAUCAACAACUGAAGGCAAGCCCAGCUCCUCACAAUCCACAACUCCAUCCCGCCUCAGGACCUCUUCGAAAGCCAAGAGUUCCCCAAGAUCAGAUGCUCGUAAUGGGGUCUCACCUAGCCUGAGACCAAGGCCUAAAUCGGUUCCCCUGGACCCAAAUAACAACGGACAAAAGGUCAGAAGACCUCUUGGCUUCAACAGGCCAAAAUCUAACGAGGAUGCUGGAGGACCCCAAAAGGGUGGAGAGUUGGAUGAUGUCAAAAUUGCGGUUCCCUCUGUAAACCGUCCUCUUGCUGAGCAUUUGACCAGGUCGCGCCGACGUGUUGAUCCCAGCUGCAAGAGGAACGAGGAUGACCCAGAUGGGAAGAGAAAGGAAUUGCAGGAUAAGCUCCUUGCUAGCGAGAAUUUGGUCAAGGAUUUGCAAUCUGAGAUGUCGGCCUUGAAGAGCCAGUUGGAGAAGUUGCAGACCUUGAAUGUAGAGCUGGAGUCACAGAACAGACAGUUCGCUGAGGACCUUGCCGCUGCUGAAGCCAAGAUUUCAGCUCUUGCAACCCGCAACAAGAAGGAAUCUAUUGAAGAAAAGUUCCAGAGCCCCAAAUUUAAAGAUGUUCAGAAGUUCAUUGCCAACAAGCUGGAACAUAGUAGAUCAACAGAGGCCAUCAAGGAUGGAAGCACUGUUAAGUCGCCAUCUAUAAUACCAUCACGUCCUGUAAUGAAAGCUUUAGACGCACAACAAAAAGUGUUGGUGAAUUCUGUCCCCUUGCCUCCACCUCCAUCCCUACAACAAAAAGUUCUACUGAACUCUAUCCCUCCUCCACCCCCACCCCCACCCCCACCUCGUGCACCAUCAAGAUCAAGUAACCCACAAAAAGCUUCAUCACUUGUGGAAUUCUAUCAUUCAUUAACAAAGCAUGAGGGGAAGAAGGAUACUUCAGGACCUGGGCGUUGCAGUAAUCCCAUGGUCAAUAAUGCACAUAACAGCAUAGUUGGAGAAAUUCAAAAUCGUUCAGCUCAUUUGUUAGCUAUAAAAGCAGAUGUGGAAACAAAAGGAGAGUUUAUCAAAUCUCUUAUUCAGAAAGUUCAGGAGGCUUCAUAUACGGAUAUAGGGGAUGUCCUAAAAUUUGUGGAUUGGCUCGAUGGUGAACUCUCUUCAUUGGCUGAUGAGAGGGCUGUGCUAAAGCACUUCAAUUGGCCUGAAAGGAAAGCUGAUGCCAUGCGUGAAGCUGCUGUUGAAUAUCGAGAUCUUAAAAGAUUAGAAAGUGAACUUUCUUCCUAUAAUGAUGACAACAGCAUGCCUUGUGAUACUGCCUUGAAGAAGAUGGGUAGCUUGUUGGAUAAGUCUGAGCGGAGCAUUCAGAGGCUGGUUAAGCUGAGGGAUGCAGUUAUACUCUCUUACCGGGAUUGUAAAGUCCCAACUGAUUGGAUGCUUGACACAGGAAUGAUUAGUAAGAUAAAGCAGGCCUCUAUGAAACUGACCAAAAUGUACAUGAAAAGAGUGUCACUGGAACUUGAAUCAAUCCGGAAUUCAGAGAGGGAAUCUACACAGGAAGCUCUUCUGCUUCAGGGUGUGCGUUUUGCUUAUAGGGCCCACCAGUUUGCCGGAGGGCUUGAUUCAGAGACGAUGUGCGCUUUUGAAGAGAUAAGGCAACGUGUUCCAACACAUUUGGGAGGGUCUCGAGAAUUGCUGGCAGGCAUAGCAUCAUCAUAGAAGACAAUGGGGACCAUGGAAAGUAGAAUCAGAAGUAGGAGCAAGUGAAACUUUGUCCUAUGCAUGGUUAAUCUACGUAUAAACAGGAGGUCGAAAGAUGCAAACCGUAGUAAAAAGAUAAGAUCAAUCAAUAGAAAGCUUUGUUUUUUUUUUUCUUCCUUUUCCUUCUAUUUAUUCAUAGUAAAUCACACACUAUAUCAUAUAGCAACACGAUGUAGUUAGUACAUUGUUGCUCAUUAGCUCUUGUACUUCGAUGCACCUGCAAGUAGGUCAGUGGAAAAGAACUAAUAUCAAUAGAGGAGAAAGACAUUUUGACCAACCAUGGAACUCCAGCCAUGAUAUUGGAUAUAGAUUGUGAAUUCUAACAUUUUUUUUUGUGUGUUUGGAUAAUGAUAUAUACGAGGGCAAAUGGUCUAA